This is a messenger RNA of Argentina anserina (silverweed cinquefoil), 960 nucleotides long. RefSeq names its product UPF0548 protein At2g17695. The record is from RefSeq and is a predicted model, not a curated record. NCBI's taxonomy places the organism in Eukaryota, Viridiplantae, Streptophyta, Magnoliopsida, Rosales, Rosaceae.
CACUGGUUUCUCUCAGGGAAGAUCAAUUGAAUAUUUUUUCUUCUGGCUGAUUUAUAAUCAUGCUUCUGUUAUUAGUAGUUUCCUUUAUUCAUUCAAGAGAAAUGUUAGUUUUGAUCUCCAAAUUUCUCAUUAUCAGUCUGCGUUUGCUUAAAUUUGAUUGCUUUUCUCCAACACCAUCAGCAAGUUUGUACUUUGUUGCUCCAUAUGAAAAGCGCUAAAGCCCUUCUCUUUUUUUUUUUUGUUGUUUCUUUUUUUAACAUAACCUAAAGGUUACCUGCUACAGUGUCAAUUUUUGAAGUUAUUGAUGAUUUUUACAGACAUGGUUUUCUUGAGCUGGGCUCCACCAACUCCAAAAGAACAAAAGGCUUGCAUUGACAGGUCAGGUGGCUUUAACUAUGAAGCUAAGUUCAGGGGGGCUACUGCCAAGUCCCUAUCUUCCCUGCAACCUGCAGAAAAUGGUUUCUUCUGCAACCAUGCCCUUGUUUUGGUCGGUUCGGGUUUGGAGACUUAUGAGAAGGGCAAGAAGGGAUGACUGUCAUGGUUUUUGACUGAGUUUGGAUUUUGCAGGCAUUUUGGAUUGAAUUGGGCGUUUGGUCCGAAGAAGCCGGUUCAAAAUGGAGUGAAGUUUUGUAUUUGUGUCAAGGAGUUUCUACCAUGGGUCAUGAUGCCUCUUCAGAUUGUGUAUGUGAAUGAAAAUAGAAGUAGUACACAGUCCAUGGCGUCUUUUCGUUUUUGGGGUGGUACCCUUCAAAGUCACUUGCUGUUUAGUGCCGCAGGGGAAGAGCGUUUCUCAGUUGAACUGGAUGAGAAUAACCAAGUGUGGUAUGAGAUACUUUCCUUCUCAAAACCAGCUCACCUAUUGUCAUUCGUUGGGUACCCUUAUGUAAUGCUGAGGCAAAGGCACUUUGCUCAUCAUUCUACUAAUGCAAUCAAGAAACAUAUAAAUACCUUGUAAUCCUA